AUGGCCAUCUGGAAGCGCAACGCCUCGAUCCAGGCCUCUGAGCAGCAGCACGACGGCGACAUCGAGAAGACACCCUACGAGUAUCAGCAGAAUGGCUACGAAUCACCCACAGAGGCCGGCGAGCUCAGCGACCCGAAUGACAAGAACCACAGUCUCCACCGUGGUCUGCAGGCCAGGCAGGUGUCUAUGAUUGCCAUCGGAGGAGCCAUCGGCACUGGUCUCAUCAUCGGAACUGGCUCUGCUCUCGCCAACACUGGCCCAGCAUCGAUCCUGAUCUCGUACUCUAUCGUCGGUAUGCUCGUAUACGUCGUCAUGGCCGCACUCGGAGAAAUGGCUACCUGGCUGCCUGCCGCUGGAGGGUUUGCAGUCUAUGCCGACCGCUGGGUCGACCCUGCUCUUGGCUUUGCUCUUGGAUACACCUACUGGUUCAAGUACAUCAUUACGACGCCGAAUCAGCUCACUGCUGCUGCGCUGGUCAUUCAAUUCUGGCUCGAUCGCGAUCAGGUAAAUCCGGGAGUAUGGAUCACGGUGUUCCUGGUUACCAUCAUUGUCAUCAACGUGCUGGGCAUCAAAUACUUCGGCGAGCUAGAGUUCUGGCUCAGUUCCGUCAAAGUCCUGGUGAUCAUUGGCUUGAUUAUCCUCACCUUGGUCAUCUCCCUUGGCGGCGCACCUAAUGGAGACCGCACUGGCUUUCGCUACUGGAAUAACCCUGGUGCCUUCAACGAGUACAUCGGUACAGGUGCCACUGGUCGCUUCACUGCCGUAUGGCAGUCCAUGGUCACAGCUGUCUUCGCCUUCCUCGGCACUGAGCUUGUUGGUGUGACGGUCGGCGAAGCUCAGAACCCACGCAAGAACGUUCCUCGCGCGAUCAAGCUCACCUUCUGGCGCAUCUGCAUCUUCUACAUCCUCUCCGUUCUCCUCCUGGGAAUGGCUGUUCCAUAUGACAGCGAUGAGCUUGCGUUCGCUACAAAGGCAAGCACAUCAGCAUCAGCGUCUCCAUUCGUUGCGGCAAUCCGAUUGGCACAGAUUGAGGUCUUGCCCGGUUUCCUCAACGGCUGCAUCUUGAUCUUCGUCUUCAGCGCAGCCAACUCUGACCUUUACAUUGCUUCGCGAACGCUACACGGUCUUGCUUUAAAGAAGCAUGCCCCUGAGUUCUUGGCCAUCACCAACAAGAAGGGUGUACCUUACUACGCUCUGGGCUUGUCAGCUGCCAUCUGCUGCAUCGCGUACAUGAACGUGUCAACAGGAUCGACCGUCGUCUUUGGAUACUUUGUCAACCUGGUCUCCAUCUUCGGUCUUCUGACGUGGAUUUCAAUCUUGGUGUCCCACAUCUUCUUCGUCAAGGCUCGACGAGCACAGGGCGUUCCAGACAAUGACGAGCGACUGCGUUACAAGUCGCCCUUCGGCUUGUGGGGCAGCUACUUCGCGUUGGCAUUCUGCUGUCUAAUCGCGCUCACCAAGAACUUCACUGUCUUUAGGCCAAACCCCGACACAUAUGGCAACUUUGAUUACAAGAACUUCAUCACUGGAUAUCUCGGUAUUCCACUGUAUCUGAUCAUGAUUGUUGGAUACAAGUUCACGCAGAAAACGCACAAGGUGCAACCAGAGACGGCUGACCUGUGGACUGGCAAGGACAUCAUCGAUCGUGACGAGCAAGAGUGGAUCGAGAAGGAAGCAGCUGAGAAGGCUAUGGGCAAGAACGGCAGUUGGCUGUACAGGCACUCUAUCGGCUACAUAUUCUAA
Molecule: messenger RNA, 1743 nt
Organism: Fulvia fulva
Lineage: Eukaryota; Fungi; Ascomycota; Dothideomycetes; Mycosphaerellales; Mycosphaerellaceae
Product: Dicarboxylic amino acid permease
Exons: 2
Coding region: 1-1743 (580 amino acids)
Biological process (GO): amino acid transmembrane transport
Cellular component (GO): membrane
Molecular function (GO): amino acid transmembrane transporter activity
Source: RefSeq, a predicted model, not a curated record